GAGGUGUGUAAUGAGCAGAAAAUGGAGUCUCAAUAGCUUCCUCAAACAUCGAUUUUGUCACUCUUUCAUCGCAGUAGCCACUUCUCUUCCAUGACCACAAGUUUCUGAACUCCCUUCAGCUUCUGCUUGAUUUCACCGUGAUACUUCUUUGGGGUUUCUCUGGAAAAGAUUUUCUUGGACAUGUCUAAUUAGCAAUAAGAGUUUAGAAUGCCAGUUUCAACUCGGUCUCAGACCGUCGGCCUGGGCCAAAAUGAGCCAACCCCAGAACGGAGAAUCGGAAAUAGAGGAAAUCAAGACGGUAACAGCACAAAUCCUCAUUCAAAAAAUCCACACCAUCGACUGAAGGAGAAGUUGAAAGCGCUCACUGUCUUGUACGAGCAGCAGAAGCAAACUUCCUUGGCUCUCAAGAACUCAUCUUUGAAACCCGAAGACUCACGAUUCACCACCUUCCCUGGAGGUGGAUCUUCAACGAAAAAAGACAGGGAAAAGGGUUUAAAGCCAGACAAUGUAAUGCGAGAGAACACAAUGCCAAAUUCAACAAUCACAAGAACGUUCGUGCUGGCUCAACCGCCAGCGGAGGAGGAGUCGAAGGAAAAUCUGGUUGGAGGGAGCGACCGGAUCAUCGGGUUUACCUGCCCCAGAAAGGUCAACGUCGCUCGGAAGCUUUCGAUCGGGACGGCACUGCCGGAAAUGAAAGGGAACCAAGAAUCCGAGAAAGCUGGGAAAUCCGGGAAUCGAAUUCUUGUUUUUGUGAGGCUGAGACCAAUGGGGAGGAAGGAGAAGGAAGCCGGGUCUCGGUGCUGUGUGAAAAUCGUGAAUCGGCGUGACGUUUAUCUGACGGAGUUUGCGAAUGAGAACGAUUACCUGAGGUUGAAUAGGCUUCGGGGACGGCAUUUCACCUUCGAUGCUUCGUUUCCAGAUGUGGCUACUCAACAGGAAGUUUACUCCACCACUACCUCAGAACUUGUGGAAGCAGUUCUGCAAGGGAGGAAUGGGUCAGUUUUCUGUUAUGGAGCCACAGGAGCUGGAAAAACCUACACAAUGCUGGGAACAGUGGAGAAUCCAGGAGUGAUGGUUUUGGCAAUUAAAGAUCUUUUCAGUAAAAUCAGGCAAAGAAGUUGUGAUGGAAACCAUGAGGUUCAUCUCUCUUAUCUUGAGGUCUAUAAUGAAACUGUCAGGGAUUUGCUUUCCCCAGGAAGACCACUUGUAUUGAGAGAAGACAAACAGGGGAUUGUGGCAGCAGGUCUUACGCAAUAUAGGGCUUAUUCUACAGAUGAAGUGAUGGCGUUGCUUCAACAAGGAAAUCAGAACCGAACCACUGAACCAACUCGCGCAAAUGAGACUUCUUCACGCUCUCAUGCUAUCUUGCAGGUUAUGGUCGAAUAUCGUGUUAGAGAUGCUGAAAUGAAUGUGAUUAACAAAGUAGGGAAGCUGUCUUUGAUUGAUCUGGCAGGAUCAGAGAGAGCCCUUGCCACAGAUCAAAGAACAGUGAGAUCUCUUGAGGGUGCAAACAUUAAUCGUUCUCUUCUUGCACUGAGCAGCUGCAUUAAUGCUCUAGUAGAGGGCAAGAAACAUAUACCAUUCCGAAACUCAAAACUCACGCAGCUUCUUAAGGAUUCUUUAGGAGGGACAUGUAACACUGUCAUGAUUGCUAACAUUAGUCCUAGUCACUUCUCAUUUGGUGAAACUCAGAACACCCUUCACUGGGCUGAUAGAGCCAAGGAGAUUCGAACAAAGACAUGUGAUGCAACUGAGGAUACAGUGCCUAUGGUCGAGACAGAAACAGAGCAGGCCAAGCUUGUGCUUGAGCUGCAAAAAGAGAAUAGAGAACUAAGAAUGCAGCUAGCAAAACUCCAACAGAAACAAAUGAUUCUCCAAGCACAGUCUUUAGCUGCAAAUACCUCUCCAACACCACCUUCUGCGACAUCAUCACUCUUCACUCCCCCAACUUCUGCGCAACCAACCCAGAAACGAAGGCCCCGAACAACCUCUUUGUUUUCUGCUAAAUGUUUCACUCCAGAGUCCAAGAAAAAAGAAGCUGAGGUAGCAGCUGUAAAGGCGCUUGAAAGGACUGUAAAAACACUAGAGUCUGAGAUUGAGAGAAUGAAGAAAGAACAUAGUUUGCAGCUGAAGCAGAAGGAUGAUCUGAUUCGCGAGCUUUCUCAGAAAGCGGAGGGGAAGAGGAUGGUGACUAGGAGUAGCUUACGGUCCAAGGAAACAAAUACUGGAGAGCUCAAGAGUCCGAGUCAUCGAUUCAAGUCUCCUGCCCCGCCUGCAAAGAAACGAAGCUUUUGGGACAUAACUGCUGCUAACAGUCCAUCAGUUACUACGUUGAAAGGAAGAAAGACACGAAGCCAUGUUGCCAUUGAACCUAUUGCUGCUCCUUCCAUGCUUCUUCAGCCGGGUUUCUCUCGUCAAAAGGCUAAUAUUUAAGCAAAAGACGAAUUGCAAAGACAGAAGCCCAGAAGGUGAAUAGAUGAGGAUUCUCAGAUUGCACGAACAAGCUAGUGUUCACGUGAUGGAUGCUUGUAUCAUUUAGGAUAGACGGAAAUUAGCUCUAGAACAAAGGUUUCACUUAUAUGUUUCACUUGCCCUGUACUAUUCUCGGAGAAAUCUCCAAAAAUGGUUGAUUAUAUGUAUACAUUCAUUUGAUUCUUUUCGGGAUUUGACUUGAGAUGUUAAUUUA
Molecule: messenger RNA, 2686 nt
Organism: Neltuma alba
Lineage: Eukaryota; Viridiplantae; Streptophyta; Magnoliopsida; Fabales; Fabaceae
Product: kinesin-like protein KIN-8A
Exons: 7
Coding region: 208-2433 (741 amino acids)
Biological process (GO): microtubule-based movement
Molecular function (GO): microtubule binding; ATP binding; microtubule motor activity
Source: RefSeq, a predicted model, not a curated record